Messenger RNA from Camelina sativa (false flax), 2454 nucleotides. The record is from RefSeq and is a predicted model, not a curated record. NCBI's taxonomy places the organism in Eukaryota, Viridiplantae, Streptophyta, Magnoliopsida, Brassicales, Brassicaceae.
AGCCCUGACAAAAGAUAGAUCAGAAGUUUAAUAGAUUCACAUGGAAAAAGGUAGAUCAACUAACGGCUGGUAAGGUAAUAAUAAUAAGUAAGAGUCGUAUUUAAAACAUGAGCAUGCAAAUUUUGACCUCAAUGACUAGAAAAGGAAUCCCUUUUUUAACUUUCUUUUAUAUAUGAUUGUCAACUCCGUGCAUAUUCCUCUUCUUCCAACCUUACGCAAUUGUACAGACCGAUCAAUUAGACGGUUCUAACCCAACAAAACGAAAAUUUGGAUCGAGAUUGGAACAAAAAUUAUGUACCCGAAAGUGAAAGCUAACAACGAAGCUGAGAAAAGCCAAGAAGAUGAUUUGCAGAUAUAUGUGGCUAAGAUUCCAAAGAUUUACAUACCAAGUGUCCUCAUCUCUGAAUCUGAAUCCACAGAAACGAAUAAUAAGCCUAUCAGAGUAGGAGCUGACAUUGAAGUUAAACACAAACCUAAAGCCAGUCCGAUCUUACGCCCACGCGCUGUUGUAUCAAGUCCCGACAAUGAUGCAAUGAUCGGCGACAUAAACAAGAUUGAAGAAAGGAAAGCUAAGAAGGUUUUAAAGAGUGAUGAUCAUAUCAAGACCAGAGCUUCUCAGCGUAAGAAUGUUAAUACUACCAACGUGAAGAUUCCUCAUCGUAUAGUCAAUAUUAAUACUACCAAUGUGGAGAUUCCUAAUCGUAUAGUCGCUAAGCAAUCUGGAGUCAGUUCAAAGGGAUGAUCACAAAUGAUCUAAUUUUUUUAUAUUGAUGGUAUAUCAAUGGUAUACUACUUAUUACUUUCGGUUGAUCAAUGGUAUACUACUUAUUCAAAUUGUACGUUUUGAAAACGUGAUUCCGCUAGGUUUUUACCAUUCUCAACAAUCAACAUUUCUUUCCACGUUUUGUAUAGUGGUUAUAUAUAUAUAUAUAUAUAUAUACGAUGCUCAUGUUAAUUGAAAACAUAAGUCUACAAAUUUAGUCUUUAAUGAUUACGAAGAUGUAUUCAUAAUAUAAAGAAGGAGGAUUCUCUGUUUUUUUUUUUUUUUUGUCAACAAGAAGGAGGAUUCUCGUAACAGAAACCCUAUUACUGCGUUAGCUCAGCCUCCACAGUUCAGCUUCAUCACAGUGCUUAUUUUGUUUUCCUCCAAGCGUAUCAACAUUGUAAAUGCAAAGGAUGGCUUCAUCAAAGGGGAAGAAAGGGCUUCACGAGAUCUUUCGCCACGUGAUGAGAAACCAUCAGAAUACUUUAGAGAAAACUGAAAACGCAACUAUGUCAAUAGGUGCAUCUUCAAAAACAGUAUCAUCGUCGAGUGUAAUGCCGCAGAUUCUGUCAUCGCAUAAGUUUUCCAACGUUGAUUCAUCCAACACUGGUCAAGGUAAACUUAGUUGUAGUAACCAUCUUUUAACAAUACGGGAGUCACAUUGUAAGGUGCAAACAGAUGAUUACAAGAAAAAAGAGUCAUAUGCUAUGAAGAAGCUUCUGAGAAGAUCUGAUCAGAAGUUUUGCGGUGAGACUAUGUUUGGUUGGUGGGCUAUAAUGGGAAAAGAAGUUGGUGUACAUGAAUACAGCACACUGAUUCAAAUUUGCAGACAACGAGCGAGGAGAAGGAAUGAUGUAGAGUCUGUUCUUGGUCAUAUUGGGAAGGCUAUUGAGUACCUUAAAGAAAUGAGAAAAUGUGGAUUCACUAUAGAGAAAAGAACUUAUGAACCUUUUCUAAAGUUAUUAGUUGAUAAAGGAAUGGUAGAGAAAUUCCAAAUUUCCAAGGAUGUUAUUAGAGAUGCAAAUCCUGAUGCUCUUGGGAAGAUUGGAUACUAUGAAAUGCUUCUUUGGAUCCAAGUAGGCGACGAUGAGAAGGUCCACGAACUUUGCAGUACGAUUGGGGAUAGUGAGACUAGUUUAUCAAUCCUACAAGAAAAUUACCUGGUUGCACUCUUUGAGAAAGACAGAAGUGAAAAUCUUCAGAGGCUGUUUGAGAUUAUGGACAUUACCAAAGUUUCAUCGCCACACCUAUUGACGAAGAUAUUUGGAUAUCUUGGAAGGUCGCUAUUGGAGUCUAUUGCAAUCAAGUUCUUUAGGGAACUAAGAAAGUGUGGUAAAGAUGGAGGGAAGACAGUGUCAAAUCUUAUGUUUAGCUAUGCAACCUGCAUCCCAAAUUUAACGGCAGACGAUGCUGUUUUGAAGCACGAAAAGUUGCACAAAGAACUAGAUAUCAAGCCUUCAUCUACAUCUUAUACUAAGCUUAUUACUUAUCUUUAUGAAUCGAAUGAGGUAGCCACUGCUCUGGGUGUAGCUGACAAAAUGCGUGAAGCAGGCCAGCCAUUGUUACAUACUAUUGAUUUAACCAAAAUUUUCUAAGUUUUGACAUGGUGAGAUUGUCUCUAAUAAAGACUUCUUUAAUGGAGGAAACGAAGGUCAUGGACCAUUCUUUAAAGCCAAUAAUGAGAAGAUCGA